Lathyrus oleraceus (garden pea) is the source of this 1272-nucleotide messenger RNA. Its product is annotated as lysine histidine transporter 1. The record is from RefSeq and is a predicted model, not a curated record. NCBI's taxonomy places the organism in Eukaryota, Viridiplantae, Streptophyta, Magnoliopsida, Fabales, Fabaceae. The transcript is spliced from 7 exons. The coding region runs from base 1 to 1272 and encodes 423 amino acids.
AUGGCUGAAACAAAUGCCAACAUUAAACCAAGGAACGCAAAAUUAUGCUAUUCUGCUUUUCACAAUGUAACUGCUAUGGUUGGAGCUGCAGUUCUUGGCUUCCCUUAUGCCAUGUCUCAGCUUGGAUGGGGUUUAGGUAUUACAAUUUUAAUCCUUUCAUGGAUUUGCACAUUGUACACUGCAUGGCAAAUGAUUGAAAUGCAUGAAUCCGUACCAGGCAAGAGAUUUGACAAGUAUCAUGAAUUAGGUCAACAUGCAUUUGGUGAAAAACUUGGUUUGUGGAUUGUGGUGCCUCAACAAUUAAUGGUGGAGGUCGGCAUUGAUAUAGUUUACAUGGUAACUGGUGCAAAAUCAUUAAAGAAACUUCAUGAGAUUCUUUGUGAUGAUUGUAAGCCUAUUAAGACAACUUACUUCAUUGUGAUAUUUGCUUUUGUUCAAUAUUUCCUCUCCCAUCUCCCUAGUUUCAACUCCGUCGCCGGUGUUUCCCUCGCCGCUGCUGUCAUGUCUCUCAGUUACUCCACCAUUGCUUGGAUAGCUUCAAUUCACAAGGGUGCUCAACCAGGUGUACAAUAUGGUAGCAGGUAUUCAUCAAAAGCAGGAAAUGUGUUUGGAAUAUUUAGUGCUAUGGGGGAUAUAGCUUUUGGAUAUGCUGGCCACAAUGUGAUUCUUGAGAUCCAAGCAACAAUCCCUUCCACACCUGAAAAGCCUUCCAAAGUAUCUAUGUGGAAGGGAAUGAUAAUUGCUUAUUUAGUAGUGGCUUUGUGUUAUUUUCCUGUUACUAUCUUUGGCUACCGCGCUUUUGGAAAUUCUGUUGAUGAUAACAUCCUUUUGUCCCUUGAGAAACCACAUUGGCUUAUUGUUGCAGCAAAUAUCUUUGUUGUUGUACAUGUCAUUGGAAGUUAUCAGGUCUAUGCAGUUCCGGUGUUUGAUAUGAUGGAAUCAUUUCUAGUAAAAAGGAUGAAUUUCAAGCCAACUCGGUUUCUUCGAUUCGUGACACGAAACUCAUAUGUUUCCAUUACCAUGUUCCUAGCAAUUGCAUUUCCUUUCUUUGGUGGGCUUCUAAGCUUCUUUGGGGGAUUUGUCUUUGCUCCAACCACAUAUUUUCUCCCUUGCAUAAUGUGGAUUUUUAUCUACAAACCAAAGAUAUUUAGCUUGUCUUGGUGUGCAAAUUGGUUUUGCAUUGUGUUUGGAGUAGUGUUGAUGGUUUUAACACCUAUUGGGGCGUUGAGGCAGGUUAUACUACAAGCUAAGGACCACAAGUUUUACUUGUAA